AUGUCAGCCACUGCACUCCUGCAGAAAGCAGCUCAAAUUGGAUCAACUACCACUAACAAUGUCAACACUUCCUCCUCCUUCAACUCUAUCGACCACUUUGGAUUGAUGGGCUCGGCUGUUCUGAACUGGUCCAGCAACACCAACGUUGACCUUCACAAAAUUUUCAAGCAACCGAAUAUCAAAAGUACCAACCUUGGAGGUGGGACGUUUCUGUUAAAUGACUCGAGCUCAAGACCGUUCACUAGCACCGCCAAGGGUUUGCGUUCAAGCUCGAACCAGGAGGAGCUAGGUCUGACCAGAGACUUUCUGGGAGUUGGAGGGGACUCCAUGAGCGGACCCUUUCUGGAGCAAGAGUUAGCCAAGUUCAAUGCACAAGGCUCGGCCUCGGCCUUAGACCUCAGCCAGUACGGUGCGCAUCAGUGAUCCAUUAUAAGUUAUGACCUUCGACUAGUGAAGCAGCUUAGGGAAGCUAGUUAUGCCCUAUGGUAGCCAGGCACGCGUUUGAGGCUGGAAGCAAGCGAGUCGACCGACUCGGCCACGGACGCGGAGAUAAACAAGAGAGAAUGUAACUAUUAUAUUUUUAGUAUACCUCCAACUAUUUUAUCCCGAAUUUUAUCUCUUCAAGUACGCAGGUCUCAGCUUAUUGAUUU
This is a messenger RNA of Prosopis cineraria, 650 nucleotides long. RefSeq names its product protein indeterminate-domain 5, chloroplastic-like. The transcript has a single exon. The record is from RefSeq and is a predicted model, not a curated record. Bases 1 to 423 code for a protein of 140 amino acids. Lineage: Eukaryota; Viridiplantae; Streptophyta; Magnoliopsida; Fabales; Fabaceae.